UCCUCAAGUCUUGCAAACAUGACUGUAAAGAUCGCCGCCCUUUUUGCCCUCAUGGUGGGCGUUCUUGGUGACUCUGUGCCCUCAUACAGUCCUCCUGCUCCAUCCUACAACCCUCCUGUUCCUUCUUACAACGCGCCUGCACCUGCUCCUACAGGACCAGCACAGUACGACUUCAAUUACGCCGUGAAAGACGACUACUCCGGCAACGACUUCGGUCACCAAGAAAGCCGAAAUGGAUACGACACUCAGGGUACCUACUACGUCCAGCUCCCCGACGGUCGCCUGCAGACAGUCACUUACAAUGUAAACGGCGACUCCGGCUUCUUAGCUGACGUAUCCUACCAGGGAGAGGCCCAAUACCCAGCCCAGCAGCCUGCUAGAUCUUACCAACCUGCUCCCUCCCCAUCCUACCAGCCUGCACCCUCCCCAUCCUACCAGCCUGUCCCUACUCCCGCUUAUGGCUAAUUCUUUAACAUAACCGAUAUUGUCUGUUUCUGUAGACCUUUAGGGCACUUUUGUUUAUAUAUUUCUAAAUAAAAAGUCAUAGAAUCCA
Messenger RNA from Penaeus monodon (black tiger shrimp), 553 nucleotides. Its product is annotated as cuticle protein 18.6-like. The record is from RefSeq and is a predicted model, not a curated record. Bases 19 to 465 code for a protein of 148 amino acids. The transcript is spliced from 3 exons. Lineage: Eukaryota; Metazoa; Arthropoda; Malacostraca; Decapoda; Penaeidae. Gene Ontology annotation, cellular component: extracellular matrix.